Molecule: messenger RNA, 429 nt
Organism: Leptosomus discolor (cuckoo roller)
Lineage: Eukaryota; Metazoa; Chordata; Aves; Leptosomiformes; Leptosomidae
Source: RefSeq, a predicted model, not a curated record
GCAUCGCCGUCCCGCCGUGAGGAAGAGGAGGGAACCGGGCUGGAGCGGGAGGAAGGCAAACGCUCCUACUCCAUGGAGCACUUCCGCUGGGGGAAGCCGGUGGGACGCAAGAGGAGACCCGUCAAGGUUUACCCCAACGGGGUGGAGGAGGAGUCGGCCGAGAGUUACCCGCUGGAGUUCAGGCGGGAGCUGGCGCUCGGUGACGCCGCGGCGCUGCCCGAGGAGGGAGAGGAGGAGGAGGAAGAGGAGGAAGGCCAGGAGGAGGAGAAGAAGGCCGGCGGCUCCUACCGCAUGCGCCACUUCCGCUGGCAAGCGCCUCUGAAGGACAAGCGCUACGGGGGCUUCAUGACCUCGGAGCACGGCCAGACCCCCCUAGUGACUCUCUUCAAAAACGCCAUCAUCAAAAGCCCCUACAAGAAGGGGCAGUGA